AUGGCUUCAUAUCUGGACGAAAAAUACCUGCUUUCUCUGGCUGAUAUUGAUCCAGAGCUCAAAGCUUUCCUAGAGAAAGCCAAUCUUCCCCCGGUCAACUAUGAUGACCUGGCUGAUUUCAAAGUCAUGGUCGAAAAGCGCAAUGCGGGGGCGAUGGAAGCACUAGGUCAACCACCAGCAGAGAUCAAGCAAACUGAGCUCCACUACCCUACCAGAGAUGGUUCCAAGGUCCGCGCAAAGCUGUAUCAGCCCACGACACCUCCCAAGGAAGGGAGUCCCCUGAUUGUCAUGUAUCAUGGCGGCGGCUUCUGCAUUGGUGCUCCAGAGGGCGAAGAACAGACAUGCCGGAAUUUUGUGCAAGCCUUCGGAGCUGUCUGCAUCUCAGCCGCCUACCGUCUUGGACCCGAAUGGAAAUUCCCCUACGCGGUCAAGGACUCUUGGGAUUGUUUGAAAUGGGCAGCUGAAAACGCAAAGUCAUGGGGAGCUGAUCCCACCGUUGGGUUUGUUAUAGGUGGUACAUCUGCAGGUGGCAACAUUACAGCUGUGCUGGCACAUGUUGCUCGAGAUGAGGGUCUAUCACCUCCCCUGACAGGCCAAUAUCUGGCCAUCCCGGCGCUCGUCCCCCACGACAAAGUUCCAGAAAAGUACAAAAAGUACUUCCUAUCGUUCGAGCAGAAUAGGGACGCACCUGUAUUGCCAGUAGCAGCCAUUGAUAUGUUUAUGCGAGGCUAUCAGCCUGACGACGAUGACGCCGUUUGGUAUGCCGUCUUCAAUCAUCCAAAGGGCCACGCCAAUCUACCUCCGGCCUUUUUCCAGAUUGACGGGAUGGAUCCUCUGCGGGAUGAUGGAAUUGUCUUUGAGCGCGUCCUCCGGGAAGAGUAUGGCAUCAAGACAAAGAUGAAUGUGUAUCCCGGUUUGCCUCACGGUCACUGGGGAUUCUUUCCUUUUUUGAAAGCCAGUGAGACGUUCCGAAAGGAACAAGUCGAGGGCAUGGGAUUUCUUCUUGGAAGGGAGCCUGAUUUCAGCAAGGUCGUGACCACGGCUGUCGCCGCAGGUGUUUGA
Molecule: messenger RNA, 1062 nt
Organism: Exophiala spinifera
Lineage: Eukaryota; Fungi; Ascomycota; Eurotiomycetes; Chaetothyriales; Herpotrichiellaceae
Exons: 2
Coding region: 1-1062 (353 amino acids)
Molecular function (GO): hydrolase activity
Source: RefSeq, a predicted model, not a curated record